AUGAGCAAACCUCAAAAUUUCAAAACUAUAUUUGAAUUCAUAUUGAACAAAAAAUCAUUGGGCACUAAGACUUUUUACAGUCCUUUGUUGUCUGCACCAUCAAACAUCCAUUGGCAGUUAGAAUUCAAUCCGGUUGGCAUUCAAGAAACGAGAUAUUGCUCAAUAUUCCUUAAUGCCAUUCCGAAUAAAUGCGAAAAACAAAACAAGGAUACAAUUUGGCGCAACAGAGAAAAUUUGAAACCAAGUCUUAGUUUAAAAAAUUAUUCUAAUGAUUACUUAUAUUCAACCAUUGUUGACAGAUUAUAUGAUAAUAGGAAGUUAAUUUGGGGCGAGCCUCGAUUUUAUGCAAAUGAAAGCCUUCCAGAAACUUUCGUGAUUGGCGUAGAAUUUAAUACAGAUAUUUCUGAAGAAAAGCCUGUUACUGAUUUUAUAGAUCCUAAAAAAAAUCAUCAGUUAAAAAAUGCUUGGCUCAGUGAUUUGAAUAAUCCAAAUACUUCUGACGUGAGAUUUCUCGUUGAAGACAAGGAAUUUUAUGCCAGCUCCAAAAUUUUGAGUGCUCAAUCAGAAUAUUUUCAGGCAUUAUUCAGAGACAAUUGGAAGGAUAUGACAAAUCGAUAUGCGGUAUUCAAUUGCAAAAUUGUGGAUACGCAUCCUAAGCUGUUUUUGCAAAUGCUUAAAUAUCUCUAUACUGGUGACGUGGUUUAUGAAUCUCCAUGUUUUCUCGAAAAUGCCAUUGAUCUGUACGGAAUUGCUGACAAAUAUUUAUUGGACGAAUUACGAGAACAAACAAUGGAGCAUAUAGUUUCUUCAAUGACUGUAGAGAACGCUGCGGAAAUUCUUUUCGGAUCAGCUUACAAAUGGCCUGCCCUGAAAAGAGAAGUAAAGAAAUUCGUCGUAAACAACUUCGCCAGCAUAGCCGAAACCUCAAACUACGAACAUAUUAUCAAAAAUCGUAAUAAUUAUCCUAAUUUUUACGAAAUCAAUACCGAACUUCUGUUAAAUCUUCAUCAAAGAGAUAUCUAA
Molecule: messenger RNA, 1023 nt
Organism: Ambispora leptoticha
Lineage: Eukaryota; Fungi; Glomeromycota; Glomeromycetes; Archaeosporales; Ambisporaceae
Source: the annotation of a GenBank genome assembly